AUGUGCAAGUGGGUGGCAACCACCUUGGGUAGGCAAUGCCUAGGGAUUCUUGAGAGAAAGUAAUAGAAUAGUGACCGGCAUAACCCCCACAAAUCGAAAGAGGUAAAAGGGAAACGAGUAAGUCGCCACAUUGGCUCAGAUUUCUCCAGGCUGUGAGAUCAUCCGUCUCUCCUAUCUAUAGUGUGCACUAUACAGAGUAAAGGACUCUGUGCAUACUGCUGAAAAAAAAUAAGGUCGGCAGUCACUCUAAGUUGGAUCAGCCAUAAUGAGAAUCAAGUAAGUCUCUACCAUUCUUGUGACGAGAACAAAAUAAGGCAGUUAAGCCUUCAGUGUUAAAAGAUAAGUAAGGAGCUCUCACACAGUACAUCUAUCCAACAUGGCAGUCAGGCCCACCCCCUCUCAAAUGUGCAAUUUUGAUACGGUUUGGAAGAGCUAUGGCUAGCGCCCUUCUUGUUCUUCAUCCGCCAUGUGGAUCAUGACGGAAUGCUAAGCUAUACCUGAUGAAUUCCUCCAUCUCUGAACAUUCUCCUAUGCAAUUACAAUAACAAUUAUAUUGUAUAGCACCAACAUAUUCCACAGAGAUGUACAAUGGGAAAGAAAGAAAAGUCUGUCGUAAAAACUUAUCAAAAUGUCUUUGAAAACAGGUCUUGGAAAAUGGGCUCUAUGUCCCCUUAUGAUGAUAAACUGCCGCAUUUACUUUAUUGUAUAACAAUCAGACUCAGUGACUCUACAUGUCUGUGUCAAACAACACUAAUUUAUAAUGUUUAUUAAACAAGACACAGACCAGAUCAUUUAAAGAAACAGAAUCAAUAUAAGCCCUGAGCUAAAACUAACAUUACUCCUGGGCAACAUUGAUGGUUUUAGUAUUCAUCAGUCAAAAUAUAUAAACAAAAUAAAAUAAAGGUGCAAACAAAAAGGUAUCACCACAAUAUGAAUGUGUUUAGUGAAUACUAAGCAAAUAAAUACUUAUCUUAACAAUAAAUGAAACAGCCUCCCCAGGUCAUCACCCAGAAAAAUGAUCUUUACAUUGCAAGUUAUGAAGAAACCAGAAACAUUUGGGAUAUGGCUGUACAAUACAAAAAACAAGGGGAAGGGAGAUAGUACAAUAAUCUUACUCCUGAUCGGGGGUUAACCCCUAGUGCAACAAAAUGCACUAUAAAACUAAACAAUAAGGAAGGGAGACAGGAGAAGGGACAGGAUAAAUGAUAGAGUGUCCUGCAGAGUGGUAGUUGCCUCGUUAUAGAGCGGUGACCUUGGGAUAGGUUGGACUCGGGGAGAUCACAAAAGAGGAAAGAUAAUUAAAACUUCACUUUUAAUUUAAAUAGUUAAAAGGGGGUUAUACAAAUAAAUUUUAGUUCAAAUGACUGUUGCAAGAAAUCCUCAAGUGAUACAGUUACACUGCCUGUUAACAAAGUGAAAUGCCACUGUGGGAACAGCAGCUACAAAUUAGUAGUGUCAAUAAUGUAUCGAUAUACCAGUAUCCGGGCUCAAGGAAAAAUAGCCAAGUCCCAGUGAGCUGCACUGAAGCUGUUAACAAUACUGAUAACAAUAUUUACCAAAACUGCAGUGUCUGGACUCCAAAACAAGCUUGAGAGUGCCAGUAAACUGCAGAAAAGAGCAUCUCAGAAAUGAUGACAGGGUCCUGUGUUAAAGACCGUGAGAAAUAGCAUCUAGAGGUAUGUGCUGGCGGGAGUAUCUGCAGUAUGGUAACUAGAAGGUACAAACUGCAAAAUGUUGCCUUGUAGAUUCUGCAGGGACUGGCUUAAUGACCAAAGAUUGGAAGAUUUUAGGAAGGCUGUGCUUCAUUAAGCUAAAGUUGUUCAGGUGACCAUAGUGUCCCUUUAAUCAAUCCAGAAAUAUCCAUCUUAUUUAUAUCUACCUUCCUGUCUUCAUUCGUGUUUGGAGGCUGUGACGGUAGUAAACUGUAUCACCAUCAAGCAUUCCCUUCUUCCCAUAAAAGAAAAUCACCAAGUAAUCCACAGGAAUAAAUAUCGCUGGUAUCGCCAAAUAAUCCACACAUGAGCCAAAGCUUAAUGCUGGAACAAGACUGACUUUUAAUGACAUACUUUGCUUUUAUGCAAUUAUCCCGUGCAAGAGAGACGCCCACAGACAUUUAUGAAUUAACUGUCGAAGGUAAAAAUUCAGCUGAAUUAAAGAUGGCCACCACCACGUGUUCAUUUGUUGAAUGGCGGCCCCCCAGCGUUCUGCAAUUUACCUACAGCAGGCUCCCAACCUUGAGAGGUGAAUUGCCUGCACACUUCCACUUCUGGGUGGUCCGCCUGUGUGGUUCCUGGUUCAGUAAGCCCCAUUUACUGAACCAAGUGGGAGAAAGCCAGGAACACAGUAUAUUAACAGUCUAGGGACACUGGGGACAAAGUCUUAAAGGGGCAUUGUUCCCAAAAGUCACAGUAUGUCCCCAGAUGGUUCUUAAAGGGGCAGCAGCAGCAUAAUAACAUACAAUAUGCCCAACUACUGUAUUUAAAGGGCCAAACCUCCCAGGGACCAGAGGCUGGCAAGUAGUCCUCUCCAGGCACAAGUGGCGAGGUUAAUUUCACAUAUCUGAUGCUUCAUACUAUGUGUGUGUCAUAUUCAGCUUCAUUAAAUCAGCCUGAAGGUUAAACCUCAGUGUAAUAAACAGUCUGCAAUAGUUACAUGUCGUACACUGUGUGGGAACUGUCCUGUACAAUGAUACACUGUGUAUCCAGCCCUAUAUACUGAUACAUAUACAAUGAUACACUGUGUAUCCAGCCCUAUAUACUGAUUCAUGUACAAUGAUACACUGUGUGUCCAGCCCUAUAUACUGAUACAUGUACAAUGAUACACUGUGUGUCCAGCCCUAUAUACUGAUACAUGUACAAUGAUACACUGUGUAUCCAGCCCUAUAUACUGAUACAUAUACAAUGAUACACUGUGUAUCCAGCCCUGUAUACUGAUACAUGUACAAUGAUAUACUGUGUAUCCAGCCCUAUAUACUGAUACAUGUACAAUGAUACACUGUGUAUCCAGCCCUGUAUACUGAUUCAUGUACAAUGAUACACUGUGUAUCCAGCCCUGUAUACUGAUACAUGUACAAUGAUAUACUGUGUAUCCAGCCCUGUAUACUGAUACAUGUACAAUGAUACACUGUGUAUCCAGCCCUGUAUACUGAUACAUGUACAAUGAUAUACUGUGUAUCCAGCCCUGUAUACUGAUACAUGUACAAUGAUACACUGUGUAUCCAGCCCUGUAUACUGAAACAUGUACAAUGAUACACUGUGUAUCCAGCCCUGUAUACUGAAACAUGUACAAUGAUACACUGUGUAUCCAGCCCUGUAUACUGAUACAUGUACAAUGAUACACUGUGUAUCCAGCCCUGUAUACUGAUACAUGUACAAUGAUAUACUGUGUAUCCAGCCCUGUAUACUGAUACAUGUACAAUGAUACACUGUGUAUCCAGCCCUGUAUACUGAUACAUGUACAAUGAUACACUGUGUCCAGCCCUGUACAAUGAUUCAUGUACAAUGAUACACUGUGUAUCCAGCCCUGUAUACUGAUACAUGUACAAUGAUAUACUGUGUAUCCAGCCCUGUAUACUGAUACAUGUACAAUGAUACACUGUGUCCAGCCCUGUACAAUGAUUCAUGUACAAUGAUACACUGUGUGUCCAGCUCUGUACAAUUAUACAGUGUGUCCAGCCCUUUAUGAUUGAUGUACAAUAAUACACUGUAUGUCCAUCCCCUUAUAAGGAUUCAUGUACAAUGUAAACAUUCUGUGAUACAUUGUAACUGUUCUAAAUGUGUCAAUAUUUAUUUCCGGCUCACUGUAAGUAUUGUACAUCCAGCCAGCAGGUGGCGCUGUGGUUUUAUCCCGUCAAUGCAGCUGGCUGUGUCGCUCCCCUUCCAACUGAGCUGACAUUGAGCUGCAGUCUGGGACAGUCUGGCUCCAUAUCCUGCAUCUCUCUGACCCUGGGUAAGGAUUCCAUGCUGCAUCUCAGCUCUCUUCAAUAUCUCUGUAAUGGAAUAAAGUGCACUCUGUAACCCUUUAAUGGGCUGACUGGCACCCACUGGGUUAAAAUAAAAUAGAUUUGCAGUACGGCACUAUAUGGUCCAUUAAUCUUUUCAUGUAUAAGUAAAUUGCUAGAACCAUCAUGUUGUUUAUUUAUUUUUUAUUAAUAAACACAGUUUGGCAGCACAUGAAUCCUGCUAUCCUGUAGUAUAUAUCAUUCAUAUACUGUAGAAAUGUAUGCCCUUUUCUGUAUUCCUCCUGGAGAAAUGAAUUGGUUUCCAUCCUGUUGCCAUGGGGUGCUGGGCAGCACUUUUCAUGCCCUGCCCAAUAGCAGUAAACACACUUUGCAGUUUGCAUUAUACAGUGUUGCACACUGUGCUCUUUAUCCACUUUGAAAUGGGUUGUUUUUCUAUUCUUGUCUUUUAACAUGGUGAUAGCUACAGAAAAAGAAGAAAUGCUAUGUAUGUGUUUGUCAGCUAUGAAAGUAAACAGAACUUUACUAAACUCCAAUGAAGUUUUCUUUUGGUGUGUGAUAUGUUGAUCACAUUGUUUAUUUUAUAUACAAUAAGAAACAGUGUGCACAUUACAUACAUUUUACAAGGCUACUUAAAAUCACUUAUCUCGGCAAACAAUUAUGGGGACUCCGUUCCACCAUACGGUCAUAUUGUGUGGAGCCCACCACUACGUCACAGUACCCCAGUAUCGGUGGGUCCUACACUGAUUACAAACUUGGGAGACAAAUUAAAUAGUGCUAAAUAAGCUAAAGGGUAUUUUAAUCAUCUGUUGUAAGAGCAUUGGGAAUUUAUAUAUGGCAAAACUAAUGUGAUAAACGCAAUUUAAAAAAGUGUCAAAACCAAACAAAGUGAUAGUGCUUAUAUGUAUAUACUCGCAAUGCAAAUUAUAUCUGCUCUGUGAAAAAUAUAAUUGAAAAGGUUUGGAAGUGACCACAUGUAAGCAUGAAUGUGAGCAGGUUUUGAAUAGUAAUGUCACUUUAAUUAUAUUUUUCAUAGAGCAGAUAUGAUGUACAUUGUGAGUAUAAACAUCAAAGCAUUAUCACUUUAGUUUUGACACUGCAUUUCUUGAAUUUAAUUUAUCACAUUAAUUGUGUGUGUAUAUAUGUAUGUGUGUAUAUGUAUGUAUGUGUGUGUGUGUGUAUAUAUAUAAAAAUGUAUAUAUAAAAAUGUAUAUGUAUGUAUGCUUUUCCAACAUGUUAUUGAAAUACCAUUUAGCUUGUUUAGCACUAGAACUUAAUUUGUCUCCUAUGUUUUGGAAUAGUUUAGGACCCACUGAUACUGGGGUACUGUGAACUAUGGCCAUAUGGUGGAACUGAAUCACCAUAUUUGUUUGCUGUAAUGGGUGAUUUUAAGUAGCCUUCUGACAUUUUAAAUGUAUGUUUUUGUGUUAUCUGUAACUUACGGGAACCCUAUAGGGUCAGGAACACAAACCUGUAUUCCUGACCCUAUAGUGUUAAAACCACCAUCUGUCCCCCUAAAUAUAGAAAAAUAUUUUAUUCCAGUCUGCUGCUUGCUCUGCCUCUGAUCUGCCUGCUUGGCUGACAUAAUCAGAAGUGGUUGUCUGAGCCAAUCAGGGCUCGAGUCCUGCAGUAACGCAUGGGAACGGCGUUCCUGCACUUUUUCCAAAGCAGGAACGCCGUUCCUGCUAGUAUUCCUGCAGGACCUGCCCUGCUACCUGCACAUGGGGGGCCCAGCACACUGUGUCCCCUCUCCAGCUGCAGCUCACAAUCGCGAGACCCGCGGCCGUCACAGCGUUGCCACGGGUUACCAUGGCAACGCUCCGCAUAGCAUGCAGGCGAGUCUCAUGAGAGCUAGACUGAGCUGGAGAGGGAACACAGUGUGCUGGGCCCCCGUGUGCAAUGGCUGGCUCUCUCCACCAUGCCACCGGACCACCAGGCGAUCUCCGCCCUCCCUGACAAGGUAAGAAGCAGGCAGGGGGGAAAUAAAAUAAAAAAUUAUACCCACAUAAAUUAAAAAAAUAUGCUUCCCCCCCCCCAACACACACACAUUACACACACACAAUCAUCCAACACACACACUGCACUCACUACAUACACUAUACACAAUCUGCACUCACUACAAAAUCACUACAUUUAUUAUACACGCACUGCACUAUAUACAUUUAUUUUUUUGGGGGGGGGGGUGAGGGAGAGAAUCUUGGGUGAGUUCCCACACUUUUUUCCCCAGGACUUGACCCCUGGAGCCAAUAACAAUGCUUUGACAUAGUAUUGGCUGAGACUGUCAAGGAGGCAGAUCAAGGGCAGAGCCAGCACAAGUCAAACACAGCCCUGGCCAAUCAGCAUCUCCUCAUAGAGAUACAUUGAAUCAAUGAAUCUCUAUGAGGAAAGUUCAGUGUCUGCAUGCAGAGGGUGGAGGCACUGAAUGUCAGUCACACUGUGCAGCACUGCCCCAGGAAGCACCUGUAGUAGCCAUCUGAGGAGUGGCCACAGGAGAUAUCCCUAGGCCAGAGGUAGGCAACCUUCAGCAAUGCAGAUGUUGUGGACUACACCCCCUAUAAUGCUCUUACACCUAUAAUGCUAGCAAAGCAUCAUGGGAGGUGGAGUCCAAAACAUCUGGAGUGCCGAAUGUUGCGUAUGCCUGCCCUAGGCUGUAAUGUAAACACUGAAUUUUAUCUGAAAAGAUCUUGUUUACUGCAAAAAGCCUGAAGGGAAUGAUUCUACUCACCUGAACAAAUACAAUACGUUGUAGUUGUACUGGUGACUAUAGUGUCCAUUUAAUCUGUAUUUUGUAUCAUGUUCCCUUUUUUGUUUUUACUAUUGUUUAUUUUGUAGACUUGUACACAAAUGCAUUUCAGCUGGAACAAAUGAACUAAAUGCCUUUAAACCUGUGUCUGCACUAACCAAUCCAUAUUAUCCAACCAAUAAGACUCCACACAUAAUCCCAGACAGAUCGACUCGGUCAGGCGCAGAUUCAAGGGCAUUGGAUUUGUUCAUCCCAGCUCAAACGCAUUUGUGCACAGGUCUAUAUUUUGGUUCCCGUGCUACACAGGGAGGAAGGCAUUACAGGUGGGUAGCAGAGGAGCCUAUUCACUAAACUCUGAAUUGUAGUCACACAUUUAGGGCAGUAUACACAAAUUUUAAGACCUCGCCAAUCCUGCUACUUUGACCUGGAUUUUGCAAUGGCUAUCGCAGUUUGAGAGUUGCAAAUUGUAGGGCAAAAUACUUUAAUUGUGCUCAAACAAGUCAACACAACUUUAAUCCCAGCUCAGCUUCUUUUACCAAAUGUUUGCGAUUUCCUGGUCAAUUCUCCAUAAUUUCUGGUAGAGGAAAUAACCUCUACCAAAGAUUAUUAAGGGCUAAUAUUCAAGAAUUCCUUGAGAAGAACAUGAUUAUCAGCAAAAAUCAGCAUGGUUUUAUGAAGCACAGGUCAUGUCAAACUAACUUGAUUGCGUUCUACGAAGAAGUAAGUAGAAGUAUAGAUCAGGGUGUUGCCGUGGAUGUGAUCUAUUUGGAUUUUGCCAAGGCAUUUGAUACAGUUCCACACAACAGAUUAGUGUUCAAACUCAAGGAAAUCGGUCUAGAUGAAAAUGCUUGUUCUUGGGUAGAACAUUGGCUUAAAAAUAGAGUACAAAGAGUUGUCAUUAAUGGUACAUUUUCAAGCUGGACAGAGGUGGCAAGUGGCGUCCCUCAGGGGUCUGUUCUGGGACCCCUAUAUUUAACAUGUUUAUAAAUGAUCUUGAAGACAGCAUUGAAAGUCAUGUUUCAGUGUUUGCAGAUGACACAAAACUCUGUAAAAUAAUACAAUGUGAGCAAGAUAUUACUUUGUUGCAGAGGGAUUUAGAUAGACUGGGGGACUGGGCACUCAUGGCAGAUGAAAUUUAAUGUUGAAAAAUGCAAAGUUAUGCACUUCGGCGUAAAGAAUACACAUGCAACGUAUACCCUUAAUGGAAGCGAAUUAGGGAUAACAACACACGAAAAGGACUUGGGAAUUGUUAUAGACAACAAACUAUGCAACAAUGUGCAAUGUCAAUCAGCAGUGGCCAAGGCCAGUAAGGUAUUGUCAUGCAUGAAAAAGGACAUUCAUUCUCGGGACAAGAAUAUAAUUUUGCCUCUUUAUAAAUCACUGGUAAGACCACAUAUUGAAUAUGCUGUGCAAUUUUGGGCACCUGUUCUAAAGAAGGAUAUUAUGGCACUAGAAAAAGUGCAGAGGCGGGCUUCACAAUUAAUAAAAGGAAUGGAACAUAUCAGCUAUGAAGAAAGGUUAACAAAUUUAAACCUAUUUAGUUUAGAAAAACGUCGCCUGAGAGGGGAUAUGAUAACAUUAUACAAAUAUAUUCGGGGGCCAGUACAAACCAUUGUGUGGAAAUCUAUUCACAAACCGGACUUUACAUAGGACACGAGGCCAUGCGUUUAGACUGGUAGAAAGAAGAUUUCGUCUAAGGCAAAGGAAAGGUUUUUUUACUGUAAGAACAAUCCGGAUGUGGAAUUCUCUGCCUGAAAAAGUGGUUUUAUCAGCGUCCAUACAGAUGUUCAAACGGCUACUAGAUGCAUACUUGCAAGAACAGAAUAUUCCAGGAUAAAAUCUUUCAAUGUAGGGUAAUAACUGCUUGAUCCAAGGAUAAAUCUGACUGCCAUUCUUGAGUCAAGAAGGAAUUUUUUUUCCUAGCUUGUUGCAAAAUUGUGCUUCAAACUGGUUUUUUUUGCCUUCUUUUGGAUCAACAGCAAAAAACAAAUGUGAGGUAGGCUGAACUUGAUGGAUGCAUUUAGCUAUUUAGCGAAUAAGCCCCAGGUAUCUGUUUUAUUCUUUCUCACCAGCCUGCACAUAUAAUGUCACUUAAUAAACAAAUGUGUAUAUGUUAAAUAUAAAUAUACUGUUUUAUAAACAAUUUUGAGAAAUUUUAUUGAUAUUCUGCAAGAUUUUAUUUUUCACAUCAUUGCAUUUUUUUUUCUUUUACCAUUGAAACCACAGCUAAUAUAUAUAAUUUUUUUCUUUCAUGUAGAUAUCAUGGAAGGCUUAAAAAGGUUGAGUUUUGUUUACCACACUAGCCUACGGAUGAGUCGUAGAUAUGUUUCUUCUGGUAUCACCAAUGCCGUAAAAAAUACAAAAAGAGAAGAAUUUACAGCAAGACUAGCUGCAGGACCUCACCUGAAAGAGUUUUUAGCUAAAUCGACUCCACCAAUUGAAUUGUCACUCCCCGAUGAGGAAGAUCCACCGCCAUACGUGGCAGCCAGUUCUGCACCAGCUCUGAACAAUAAAGGUCUGUUGUAUGGGUGGGGAGUGUAUUUAGUACAGGUACUGCUAUCAAUGUGUCCAGCCGGUAUUACUGUACCCAAUGCUGGGACUCACAUCAAUGUGUCCAGCCGGUAUUAUUGUAUCCAGUGCUGAGACUGCUAUCAAUGUGUCUAGCCGGUAUUACUGUAUCCAAUGCUGGGACUGCUAUCAAUGUGUCCAGCCGGUAUUACUGUAUCCAAUGCUGAGACUGCUAUCAAUGUGUCUAGCCGGUAUUACUGUAUCCAAUGCUGGGACUGCUAUCAAUGUGUCCAGCCGGUAUUACUGUAUCCAAUUCUGAGACUGCUAUCAAUGUGUCUAGCCGGUAUUACUGUAUCCAAUGCUGGGACUGCUAUCAAUGUGUCUAGCCGGUAUUACUGUAUCCAAUUCUGAGACUGCUAUCAAUGUGUCCAGCCGGUAUUACUGUAUCCAAUGCUGGGACUGCUAUCAAUGUGUCCAGCCGGUAUUACUGUAUCCAAUGCUGAGACUGCUAUCAAUGUGUCUAGCCGGUAUUACUGUAUCCAAUGCUGGGACUGCUAUCAAUGUGUCCAGCCGGUAUUACUGUAUCCAAUGCUGGGACUGCUAUCAAUGUGUCCAGCCGGUAUUACUGUAUCCGAUGCUGAGACUGCUAUCAAUGUGUCCAGCUAAUGGUGAGAACUUCCAAGACAGACUAUUUUUUGCUUAUUUUAAGUCUAUACUAUAAAGUCUAUAAAACUUUAAAGAUUGAUAUCCAUUAAAAUUGAGAAAAACUAUAAGCUACCUCAACCCCGCAGCUAAAAAACAAACAAAAACAUAGUCAUUUACAAGAAUUAAAGAAAGGCUGUGGGGUAGCGUCCCUAUAAUAUGGGCAUUUUCAGGCGAACAGUGCCGUUCUGAGCGAUAUAUGUCUCAUCAGAAGACCUUUCAUUAUAUGAAAACAAACUCUGAGUGAUUUGUUUUGUUUUUGGGAAUGUAUGUUACUCUGUGACUCAGAAUAUAUAUCUCUUAUUUUAGUGUAUUUGGAGACUUACGGAUGUCAGAUGAACGUCAAUGACACCGACAUUGCCUGGUCCAUCUUACAGAGCAGCGGAUACACAAGAACAUCUUCAGUCGCAGAGGUGAAGUAAUCUGCCUCAUCCUUUUCACUCCAUUAAUAAGACCAUUACUUAAUGUAGUCUGUUUUACCGAUUCUAUAUUCUACUUGCCGCUUAUUCCUUCUUACAACUACUACUAUUUAUCUAUAUAUCCAGACAUGAUGAGAACGGAUUGACAUAUAGCAUAAAUACAUUAUAAGCCCAUUGUACAGCUCUACGGUAUCUGAUGGUGUUAUAUAAAUAAUAAUAAUAAUAAUAAAUACCAUUCACUAAAAAUGGAAAGCACUUCGUUAAAACAUAACAUUUGCUCUCAAUAUUUCAGUUUGUAUUUAUUGCCUUUCAUCCUGUUGAAUAUUUUUUUAUUAAAACAUUGACAAUACAGGUUGUGUUUUAUUUAUGCACCAGGCAUAGUGAUUAUUUUUGGCUCCUGGGUGCAAGACCUUUUGGAGUUGUAGAUAGAUAUAGAUUUGUAUAGUUGUAGAAUGAAUUACCAAGCAGUGACACCACGAGAAUUUUUUUUUAGUUUUUCAAAUUUAAUCGUAUCUUUAUUUUCUUCUAUUCUGAAUCAUGCACUCGGGUUAAACUGUUCUAACAUUUAAGAUUCCAUAAAUGUUUCUUUUACACAUGCUUGUGUUGGAAUAUAUCUUUUUUUUUUCUUCUUCUUCUUUGUUAAUAGGCUGAUGUGAUUCUUCUUGUUACGUGCUCCGUCAGGUAAGUCUAAAUUUUGUUAUUUUAUUUUUUAAUGCAAUAGACUCUAUUUGAAGAGCCACUGAAAUGUUCCCACUGCUACUGAAACAGAAGUAGUUUUAAAAUAACUGUAGCGGAUGGUAUUAAGGCUGUCCUCGAGAAUUCGUGUUGAAAAAUGUAUUCGUGUAAUUGUUCUCUUUAUAUCUGUAAGUGUAUGUUGCUUUCGUAUGAUGGUUCGGUAGUUUUCAUACGAAUGAAACUACCGAACCAUCAGACCACCCAGUAAACCGCAGCUUAAUUGACAUAUUGUAUGUGCCUGUGUGGUCACCGUUCGGCAUACGAACCACGUGCGGUGGCCAUCUUACGCAAGAAAAUCUCAGCCGUGUUUGGUCGUCGAGUGUCUGGAACUCAAAUCAGACACUAAAAUACCUGAACACCGCUGAGACCUCCAAAGCUCCAUAAAUCCCGAACGGAGGGACUAGUCAGCCCCCCCCCGUUCGGUAAAAUAAAUGUAGCAAACAAGGGAAUACAUACGAAUAUAAGAUUAGCUGUGGAUGGCAACGAUUACUGUAUGUUUUAACUACCGAACGGAGACCAACCGCAAGGCCCAAACACGUGGAGCCUUUUUCGGAUACCACCUCGUGUGCAGUCGGUCAAAUUACACCUUCCACCUAACUCCCGAACCCCUGGUCCGAUCUGGGUGAAUUUUGAAUAUGUUAGUCACCCAGAUCAGGGCUACCAGGGGGUACCCAAAGCAUUAGUCUAGCUGCUUGUUUUGGGGGUACAUCCAGAAUUUGGGGAAAACUACAGUAUGUUUAAUGGGAUUAUGUGUCACACUGAGGGGAGGAGAUGUGUGGGAGGUAACUGUUACAUUAUUGGAUAUUGUACUGAUUAAUGUGAAUCCCUCCCUUGCAUGGGAGAAAGCUUUAAAAGGAGGUUGUGUGGAUUAAAAGUCAGUUCUGCUCCUGAUGCUGUGUGUCGUCCAGUCAUUGGGAUCUGUAUGGGGAUAUUUGUGGAUUACCUUACUUGCUGUGAUUAUUAUUCUAUGGUAGUUUAUUACUUGUUCCUGAGCCUCACUGGGAUCUCUAGUGGAGUUACCCUGUGAAAGACCUGCUCUCCACUACAAUAACCUUUUAGAUUCUGAAAUAGAAAGCAUAUACAUUUUAACGUGCGUGCCGAAUUUUAUCUGCCUGGUAUUUGAAAUCGCAGAACACAUUCCUCCUUUCACACCUUAAUCAAACGCGAUGAUAGGAAAUAGAAAAAACCUCAGUGGGCCUACUGGUUUUAUAUACAAUAAAAAUCUGUUUCUAAAAUCACAGAAAAAGGGAAAAAUAAGGAUCACUGAAGUAUUUGCACAUAGUAAUACAUAGAUUUUAAUUUCCCACCUUGGUGAAUUACGUUUUGUAAAACAUUAAUCGUAAAAAGUUUAAAUGGAGAUGUAGCGUUUUCCAUAUUUUGGUGUAGGAUACAUUUCUUUAAAAGAAUAGGUGUGAAUGUAAUACAAGUUUAGCUUCUUCGGACAUGUCACUUUAUCUGAAUCUGCAUUGAUGCAGUCAUUUGAGAAAUUCUAAGAGAAGUAUAUUAGAUUAGAGAUUGUACACUAAAUACAGAGUGAGUAAAUAUUGUCACAGCAAAUUCAAGGAUGAAGUCUAUUUUUUUUUUUUUAUUAUAAUUUAUUAUGAUAUUAAGUUCAUGUUUCCUAAUUUACCAUUAAAUUCUAUGGUUGCGUUUUUUUUGGUGUGGGGUACGGGGAGGGUUAUAACCAUUUGAUUCGAUCGCUACCAUUCUAUCAUAGAAAACAUGGGCUAUUUUUGUUAUAUUUUUUGUUACAUUUUAUUAUAGGUCUAUAGAAACGCAAAUACAAAUGUCAAAAUGUAUAUAAGAAAUGCAUACAUUCCAGUGGGAAAAUUAACACAACUAUGUUACAAACAGGGAAAAAGCAGAACAGGCCAUCUGGAACCGCCUGCAACAACUUGGCGCUCUGAAGCGAAAACGCAGCCGAUCGAAAGGUCGUCUGACAAUAGGCAUAUUGGGUAAUGUUCCACAUCUCUAUAAUACUGCAAACGAGCUUUUCGAUUUACUAGUAACCACCAGCAGCAGCCAUAUUACCCGUGUUAUAAGUUGAAGGAAUUUAACACCUUUUAAUUUGGAUCGGGACGAGUUUUGUGAAAUUGCUGGUUACAGUAUUCCUUUCCUUUGCUGAACAGGAUGCAUGGCGGAAAGAUUAAAAGAUGAAAUCCUACAGAGGGAAAAGCUUGUGGACCUUGUGGCCGGACCAGAUGCCUAUCGAGAUUUACCGCGACUUCUAACGGUGGCAGAAACUGGGCAUCAAGUGGCAAAUGUGCUUCUUUCCUUAGACGAAACCUAUGCUGAUAUCAUGCCAGUACAGACAUCUUCAAAUAACGUCACUGCUUUUGUGUAAGUGAAGCAUUUCUUUUUCCAGUUGUUGACUAGCAUUGUCUGCAGCUUGUGCAGCUGUUUCUCUGUAUGGUAUUGGGGUGGGAUCAGCUGACCAUUUAAAUCUCCUGGAUUGUAAUAAUUCAAUGUCUUGCUAAAGGCAUCAGUCAAUGAAAUGGUAGAAUAAAAAAUUAAAAAACUAACUUGAAAGGGAAGAACUAAUUUUCUUGUAUUAUGCAAAUCCCAUGAAUCAAUCUGUUAUCUCGGGGUUGCCAUGUUGGGAUUGACAUGUUUGUGUGUUCUAUGUAGUUGCCUUCUAGCCUUUGGCUCCAUAAAAGAUGUUUUAAAGUGAAAACUGAGGGUAUUCUCAAAGUUGUCCUGUGUACUCUUUGUAGUUCCAUCAUGCGGGGCUGUGAUAACAUGUGCACUUACUGUAUUGUUCCUUUUACCCGCGGACGGGAGAGGAGCCGCCCAGUGUUCUCUGUCUUGGAGGAAGUCCGAAGUCUUUCUGAUCAAGUAAGGGAGGUCAUGCUAACUUGUAUCUAACUGUAUUACGAAGACGCAUGUAGGGCAUGAGUGGAUGUCUGCAAAAUCCUCUUGCAGCGGGUCUAUUUCUUAGUUUGACCACAGUGAACAUGCAAACUUCAGGACAAAAAAUAUGUUAGCUGCACUACUUGUAUGAAAACGUCUUAUAUUUUAAUCUUACUUGUUUUUAAAAAAUAUAUGCUGUCAUAUAAAAGCGCUAUGUAUUGGUAAAAAAAAAAAAAAAAUAGCACUGAAGUUAUGGUUCUAGGAGGUCACAGGUGCCACCUUACCUCAUGGGGUUAAACUGUGAAUGAAAGGUUUAACCCCCAGCAGUCUGGAAGACGGUGCCCAAUCCCUCUGCCCCUCAGAAAACAAUAGUGUUGGUGUCUCUCUCAGCCUAUCACUGGCUCCCUAUUCAAAAAAAGUAAAAAAGGUACUUUUUCUUACUGGUUAAACCUCUUGAGGUAAGAUGGCGCCUGGCACCCCAUAUCCGUUUUAUUGCAGUGAAGUAGUUAUAGUGCCCAGAGUGGUUUGACAAGGUCAGUUAAAGGGGGUCCUCAUUUUUUGCACUGCAUAGAAAACACAUUUAAAAAUAAAAUUUUGAGGAAAAUAAUGAAACAAACGAUUUCACAAAAUAGUUUGUUUCCAUUUCCAGCAAAAAAGAGAAAUCUCUGAAAGCUGUGUUUUCACGUUGUCUAUAUCAGUUGUUAGAAUGUAUUUAUGUAAGGACUGUGAUGUACUGCCAGUGUAUAUUUCUGCAGGGCAUUAAGGAAGUUACCUUACUGGGUCAGAAUGUUAACAGUUACCUGGACAGUACGACGGCUCAGGGUUCUGGGGCAGGAACACCUCGCCUGAGCCGCGGAUUUAGCACCAUCUACAGGCAAAAACAGGGAGGCCUUCGGUUUGUCGAUCUGCUUGAUCAGGUCUCCAGAAUCAACCCAGAAAUGAGAAUCCGGUUCACAUCGCCACAUCCCAAAGAUUUUCCUGAUGAGGUACUGAAUUUUGGGAAUAUAGCAUAUGUAUCAAAUGUUUUUAUAUAUGGAACUAUUGCUAAAAGGUUUCCCCAUAUAUGGUGAACCAGGCCAGGAUACUCCUGGCAUCAUAACCUCUACAGCAAAUUGUAGUGGUUAUGGUACUUGAUGUAACCCUUCACGAAAAACACAGAUUAAAAUGUUAAUUUUAUAAAUCCGUUGCAUAUUUGUACUUUGGUUCCAUGCUCAGAGCGUUGUUUGUUUUGCAGAUACAUUUUUUGUUUUUUUUGUUUUGUUUUUUUGUAAUUCUUCCUUCAGCCUCUUCAUCAUGGGGAAGGAAUAUCUUCUUCUGAAACCCUGAAAUCACUUGUCCCGAUGAUGAUUGUGUCUGUAUUUUACAGGUUCUUCAGUUAAUUUGUGAUCGUCCGAACAUUUGCAAACAAAUUCACAUUCCAGCUCAGAGCGGAAGUACCAGAGUUUUAGAGACUAUGCGUAGAGGGUGAGAUUAUUAUUUCAUUAUUUGUAAUUAUUUUCCAAACUUCACUAGUUUUGUUAACUUACUGCUUUUAAAUGAGGAAAAAUACCAGAUCCAUAUUCUAACAGAGAAUACGGACCCGUUAAGCUUUUCCAAGUUCACAGAUGUGUGGUGAGUCAGGCGAGAUAGGCCAAAAAAAUGUUGAAACUGAAAUAAACGGAGAAAACAGUAGCAGGUCCAAGAAGCCUUUAAUUUCUGUCGCUCUUAUUAUUUAUUAGAUCUUUUCUGUACUAGCCCCAACCACUUUUUACUAUGCUUACUAUGGUUAUGUAAGUGAAAGAUGGACUGAUAAACAAGGCUUCCGAUGUUUAAAUUACAUAACCGGUAACAAUGUGUGAAUGAAUGCUUCUUAAUACAUUUUAUCCAGAAAAACAUUGGUGUAUUUCUUAAUUUAUUUAUUUUUUUUCCCCAAACAUGUAGCUACAGCAGGGAAGCAUACCUGGAGCUCGUGCAGAAUAUCAGGAAAUGUAUACCUGGUAAGUUAUACGCCAGCCAAAAUCAAAUACAGUAGCCCACUGAUGUUUAGAAUCCUGAUGGUUUAAAGGGGACCUGCCACUUCCCAAAAUAUAUCAUUCUAUGUUUAUGUAAAGCAAAGAUUUGUGAAGUGUGAGAAAUAAAUGUAAACUUGGAUCCCUGUCAAUCAUUGUUUUAAGCUCUGUCCUAUGCAUACAGAGAGGAGGAAAAAUUUAACUAGGUUUCCAUUUCUUCUUUUCAUUUGCAAUUUGCACCCUGAUUUUUGUGUGAACUGGACUGGUUUGUACUAUUUGCCAAAUAUUUGAAAGAAAAAGGGGAAACACAUUUUUUUAAAGCAAUUAUUGAAUUUCCAGACAAGUGACCGUUCCACUUAUGAGAUUUCUGUGGUCUAGUUGUAAAAUCUUACAUGGACAGGUAUGUCCACUUUUCCGCUAGUCACCCUAAAGUCCCCAAACAUGUCACUGAUAGAUAAUUGUGGGAUUUUGAGUCCAAGAAUAGUUGAAUGGUCCCCAGGUUAAACCUCUGCUCCAGACCUUUUGGCCACUUUAGCAAUGGCAAUACUAUGACAAGCUGUGUGACCGUUGCAGGUGUUAGUCUCAGCAGUGAUUUUAUCGCUGGGUUUUGCCAGGAGACGGAGGAUGAUCACCAACAGACGAUCUCGUUGUUACGAGAAGUUUCCUAUAACUCGGCUUUCCUGUUUGCUUACAGCAUGAGAAAGGUAACUUCCAGAGAAGACCUUAGGAGCUCUACACCACCUGAAAUAAAGGUAAAGAUCUAACGGAGAAAUGGUCAACUUACGUUUAAUUUAUUAUAUUUAAAUUAGAAAACAAGAGCGUUCCACAGGCUGCAGGACGAUGUUCCAGCAGAAGUUAAGAAGAGGCGGCUGGAGGAGCUGAUCUCCGUGUAUAGAGAGGAGGCUGACCGGGUGAACCGACAAGCUGUAGGGAGCACUCAGCUGGUGCUGGUGGAAGGGGUAAGGACGUGGACCUGUAGAGCAAUUACAUGAGUAUUUUUCCCAAAAUCUGCAAUACUGAGUUUCAAAGAGAAAUUAUGGGGCAGAUUUCUAAUAGUCCCCAUGACAACUCAUUUCUCAUGUUUUAGCAAAAAAUAUUAUUCCUUAACCCCAUCUCAUGUCCACGUUGAUCCCUUGUUCUUUGCUGCUCAGCAUGGUGCUCAGUUCCAGUAUCUACGUGUAGAAGAGACUAGCAAUGCUUGUUUUCUUCCUUUCCUGGAAUGGUUGGGCAUGCUGUGGCCUUCCAGCAGGUGGUAAGAGCUAAUGUGAUGACAUAGCUGGAGGUCGAGUGUCCUUGGAGUGACCUCUGGCAGACGUGAUUAGAGACUGUGUGAUGGGUGAUUACAAUGAAGAUGAGUAAAGUGAAAGGUGUUUUGAUCAAGAAAUCUUUAGAUUAAAAAUAUCUAAUAUGUGUGUAUUAAUGAAUGUACAUCACAGCUGUAUGAUAAUCUCAGUGACUCCUUAGAGUGUAGGAAUGUAUAUCACCAUUGUGUUUUUUGUUUUUUUUAUCAGUUUAAUUAGUGAUAUCUGUUAAAAUGUCGUCAAAAUCAGGAAAUAUCCAUUCUGAUAACAGCAAUGAGAAUUCCUUAAGGGGGGGUGGGGGGGAGCAGAAACCCAAAAAGAUUAUCCCUGAGAUCUAGGUUGCAUUUUAGACAAUGGGUUCUGCUGAAGUAUUGUGUCAGAAGUUUGCUGCACACAUAGUUGCUUCCACCGCCUAUCUCCACCCCCUAUCCUGACAAACAGAUACACACACACACACACACACACACACACAUGCAGAUUCACAGACACAUACAAUGACAUAUGUGAAGAUGCAUACGCUGACACAUAGAUACACAGACACACAUGCAAAAUGUACACAUUUUAAGCCACCUUCCUAUUUUCAACCUUUUGGGUGCAGGAGGGUGUCUUCCCUGGGCUCCAGUCAGCUGGCUGAGGCUCUUGGGAGUCAGAGACUCUCCCACUCCGCGCCCCCUUCUCUCUGCCUUUUACUCUGGUGCGGCUUGGUGUUAUGUGGGAGGAAGUGACAGACUCUCACUCCCUCCCAGCGCCGCUGAGUUUAAAGGGACCCAGUUGUCAAAGUGUUUUCAGGGACCCGGUUCUUCUACGCAGCCCUUUAACAGCGCAACCAGGUCCCUGAAAACACUUUGCCAUCGGGUAGCCCUAAGUUCAUGGGCCACCCAGUGAUACCCCCUGAGCGAGCAGACCCUGCUGGCAACACGGCAUUCCUUCUCCCUGUUGCCAAGUCUUUCUCCUCCCCCCAGCUUGACCUCCCUGACUUUCCAGCCCCUGCAGUGAGGUGGUGUGACAUCUCCAGUGGAGUACUUUGCUGUGGAGUGCUUUGCGUUGGUGUGGGGGUGUAUGCCAGCCAGGGUUACGCUAACCAGAAACAGUGUUUUUAUUUUAUUGGUUGGAGUAACCCUUUAACUUAAACCAGUCUUAGUACCCAAGAUUCAUCAAUCAAGAAACGUGUUAUUCUACAAGACUGAUUUAAAGGGACAUUCUGAUACCUAAAUACAAAAAAAAAAAUCUCAUUGUUUAGUAGAUAAAACCUCAAUGAAAGCACCACCAUGGAUAUUAAGUCAGCAUGCGCAAGAGCAUUGAAAAAUGCUGAUAAUUAAUAUGUUCAGCUGUUUAUUAGCAAAUAAUAUUACAUUAUUUCUGUGUGAGGUUUAUAAACAUAUGCUCCUGCUGAUCACUGCAUACCGUAUUUGGAAUAACCUUUUGUAUUCCAGCCCAGUAAGCGUUCACCCCUCGAGCUCUGUGGCCGAAAUGAUGGGAACACGAAAGUGAUUUUUGCCAAUUCCCCUUCGCUAGAUCAUGGAGUUCAGGUCCAGCCCGGAGACUACUGCUUAGUGAAGGUUAUAAAUAAACUCUUUUGUGAAAGCGCUUUAUUAAUUUUAAUUUUUUUUCUACCUCGUUUGUUCUGCUAUAAGUCCACAAGUAGAGGACUGGUACAUCUCAUGUUUCUCUAAGGUGCUGUCUCACGUGCUGUGCUGAGUUUAACACCUUUUAUAAAUAUAGUAUUUCUGUAAUUCAAGCAUUGAUGCUUUCAUAUUUGAGACCAUUAAAUUCUCACAUUUUCUCUCCUUGAUUAUUAAGAUUACAAAUAAUAUAGCCUUUAUGUAUAUUGUUUUAGUUGUUUUUCAUUGCAGAUCAGAUCUGCAUGAUUACUCAAUAAACACAGAAAUAUGAGUUUAGUGAGCGUUAUAUUUUUUUUAUAUAUAUAUAUAUAUAUAUAUAUAUAUAUUCUGCAUAAUAUCUUGUAGAAUGUAACGUUUGUGUGUGCUUACUUUCAGAUCAUGUCUUCGAGCUCACAGAGUCUGAAAGGACGGUUGCUUGGCCGCACCACUCUCCAGACCUCUCCAGCUUAUUCUGAACUCUGAUAUACUUGUGGGGUUUUUUUUUGUCUUUAAACUGUCUGGGAGAAGUUAUAACAAUCCAGGUCUUUAGUUUAAAAAAAUUAAAAAUCUGUAUUUUAGUAUUAUUUAAAUCUACCUGCUGUGAAAUGUAUUAACUUAUUGCCUUUUGGGGUGGGAUCUGUAGUCUCUCCAACAACAAUAAAGAAUUUUUAAAAAGC
Messenger RNA from Pelobates cultripes (western spadefoot toad), 19482 nucleotides. The record is from the annotation of a GenBank genome assembly. Lineage: Eukaryota; Metazoa; Chordata; Amphibia; Anura; Pelobatidae.